Effrenium voratum is the source of this 6588-nucleotide messenger RNA. The record is from the annotation of a GenBank genome assembly. Lineage: Eukaryota; Dinophyceae; Suessiales; Symbiodiniaceae.
AUGGGCCUGGAUUUCCAGAUCUUCGUGUGUCAGACCUGCAGCGGCUUGCAUCGGGAGUUCGGUCACAAGAUCAAGAGCCUCUCCUUCUCCGAGUGGAGUGCUGCGGAGGUGGCCAAGAUGGAGGAAGGUGGCAAUGAGGCCGCGAGGCAGAAGUGGCUCGACAGGUGGAACCAGGAAGCCUUUCCAGAGCCAGACGGUUCUGACCUGGAAGCAGUGCGGGAGUUCAUCCGCCUGAAGUACGUGGAGAAGAAGUGGUUCCGCCCACAUGGCAAGCCAGCAGCGGAGAAGGCGAAAGAGGCCGCAGCGGCUGCGGCGAAGGUGGAAGCGGCCCCGGCUGCACCUGUGAAGGCCAGCGCCCCGCUGGAUCUGCUCUCCGGCGGCGACGAGCCGCCGAAAGUGGCGCCCGCGCCCCGCGCCGCGGCGAACGUGGCGCAGGCGCCUGACCUGCUGGGCGCCUUCGAUUCUCCGAGCACGCAGGAGUGGACAGCCGACUUCAGCGCCGCCUUGCCGGCCCCCAAGGCGACGCCCAAGGCCCCGGGUGACUUGGAGGGUCUCAUCGACCUGGACUUCAGCACAGGGCCCAGGCGCACCUCCGAAGGCAGCUCCCAAGGAUUUGUUGGGCCCCAAUGGCCAGAGCCUCAAAGCACGGCACGUGAUGCAUCAGCCGCCAUGCACCCAGACGACUCGGACGCGAACCUGCCGUCCGCUUCUGGGCUGAACUCUGACAUCGGCGUGGCUCUUCCCAUCACUUCGGAAGACGCUCCAUACCAGGCCUUCCCGGUCCACCGGCACACCUUCUCCGGCCCCCGGGGAGCCUCGCUGCACGCGGUGUGCCGGGCGAUUUUGGUGGUGGAGCUGGCAGAGCGCACCUGCUACUUCGCGCUGGCGGGCAGCCAGGAGUUCUUCUUGGAACGCCUCGGCGCUGGCGCCCAGGAGAGCGCCGGCAUAAAUGCAGCCUUCACCACCCUGUGCUACAUGUGGCCCUUGGCCGGUGGCUACGUGGCUGACACACUGUUGGGCCGCUACUGGACCAUCCUGGGUUUCUCCUUGGUCUACUUGGCAGGGGUGCUGACUUGCGCGGUGGUGGCCAUGCCGUCUUUGCAAGACAAGAGCAGCUACUUGAUGGGCAUGUUUCUGGUGGCCAUCGGCACAGGUGGCAUCAAGCCGAAUAUCUCCAAUUUCGGUGCUGAUCAGUUCGACUCCAGAAGUCCCGAGGGCCGGAAGGCGCGGGAGGAGUUUUACACCCACUUCUACAUGUCCAUCAACCUGGGCGUCUUGGUCUCCUACGGCUUUCUGACCACUCUCUGCUCUAGCGGGCUGCCGCCCUAUCUGCCAGCGCGGUAUGGGUACGCGGCGGCCUAUUCCAUCGCCUGCCUGGCGAUGCUGGUGGCACUCGUGGUGUUCUUGGGCUAUAGCAACUGCUACAGGUGUUUGCACCGCCACAUGGGCGACGCCCUGCGCGGCGUGGCUUUGCACGUGGUCUCUGCGGCCGUGGGGGGAUCCUGGCACGCGCGCUGCAUCUGCAUCGGCUGCCCGCUGCUGUUUUUGGGUCUCCUCCUCUCCGUGGCCAUCGCCUUGCUGCCCAAAACCGCCGGCCUGGGCCUCUUCGGCGCCUCCGCGGUGCUGCUGGGCCUGCUGCUGGCCACCUACGGCUGCGGCAACACCAAGUGGGUCCAUUUGGCGCAGCGGAACUCCCACGUGACGCGCCAGCAAACGGCGGACUUCUUGCGUGUGAUGCCCACACUGGCUGCGGUGAACCUAGCUUUCAACAGUUUGUACAACUGCUCGGCAUUCUGGUUCCAGGAGCAAGCCUGUCUCAUGGACGUGCGCCUCCAUGGCCCGCUGCAGCUGAACGGUUCUUUCUUCAACGUCGCCGAUGGCCUGGCCAUUGUGCUCUUCACCCCGCUGCUGCUGAACCAUGUGAACCCCUUCCUGGAGCGGAGGCUGCGGCUGGGCCGGAACGGCAAGCUGCUGCUGGGCUGCGGCCUGGGCAGCCUGUCGCUGCUUUGGGCGGCACAGCUGGAGGCCGUGCGCCGAGUUGCGCCUUUGCUGCCGGAGAGCUCCUUGUGCGCUCCGGAUGGGAACCACAUGAGUAGCUUGUCCGCCUGGUGGAUGGUUGGGCCCUAUGCUGUGAUGGGCGUGGCAGAGGUCUACGUGAACCCCACGCUCUACUACUUGGCCUACUCGCAGUCUCCUUUGAGGCUGCGCUCCAGCGCUCAAGCGGUGGGCCUGUUGAUGAGCGCCACCUCCAGCGCGCUCUUCACCAUCCUCACCGCCAUCCUGGACUCUCACAACCUAGAGCUGGAGGUUGGGUACUACGCGUCUCUGGCCAUGAUGGUCCCCUUUCUUUGCUGGUAUCUCGCUGUGCAAUCUGGCUGGGAAGAGCGACAUUUCGACGAGGAGGCGGAAUCCGAGCCCGAGGUCCCAUGUCAGCUCAACAAGCCUGUGGCUUACUCCCGGACAGGCAUGCUGCGAGACUUUGCCUCGCCUCAGAGCGUGGGAGGGAGCCCGGCCAGCUGGGUGGACCAUAGCCCGCUCUCCAGCGAAGCGAGCGCUGCGCAGAACUUCGGAGACAAUGAGAGAGAGCCCAUCUUCGGCUUGUUGCGUAAGGAGCCCAUACUCGGGUCGUUGGGCAAGGAGCCCAUCUUCGGGCCUCUUUUGGGAAGGCGAGCAGCGGAGCCCUCUGCAACGUUCCAGAGCAGACACUCCGGGUUCAUGUGCACGGAAGCUGGGACCAGUGAAAUAUCAGUCCUCGACACCAUCAAGACACAUGUGGAGGAGCCUGCCGCCGAGCCAGCGCCCACGGAUGUGGAAGCUCAGGACGCCAUGUCUUUGGGGGAGAAGCUUCGACAGGCAGUCCUGAGCGGAAGCCAAGAUGACCUGAAGCGUUUGUUCGAUCAGUGCUCCAAGGCUCCGCCCAAGAAGGCGGUGGACGAGCGGCGGCUCGCCGCCUUUUCGGCCUUCGAUGAUCUUUUAAAGCCCUCCGAGGAGGUGGUCGCGGCUGCUGGCGAUUCUGGGUAUCCUGGUGCCGAGCCGAGGCCAGUGCCCAGCGAAAACCAGGAGCCAGUCGAGACAGCGAACGGUGCGGGCCCCCAGAUGUUCUUCAUCGGCGACGAUGCGCAGGUCGAAGAUCUCCUUGGCUCUGCCUCUGCGUCGGCACCAUCUUCCACGCCUGCGCCGGCGCCGGCGCCGACGCCGACGAGUGCCUCGCGUAUGCCAGCCGGACUACAGAGCCUGGCCAACAACCUGACGCCCCACCAGUUGGAGCAGAUGUCCCCGCAGGACCUGGUCCAACUCCAGGCAAUGAUCUCUUCGGCGCUGCAGGCCAGAGCACCACCGGCGGCACCUGUGGCAGUGCCAGGCCCCUCCCCUGCGGCCUGGCAAGCCACGGCCUACCGGGCCCCCAGCCACCGCAUCGACUCCUUCGACAUGAUGCGGGGCCCCGAGUCCAGAUCGGUCGAUUUCGCCCGGAAAAAAGGCGAAGCAGGCGGCACAGUGCCGGCGCAGGGUUUGGACUGGGACGGCUCUUUCCUACGGAACUCCGUGCAGACUGCAGAGCUGAGCGAUGUUGCUGCAAACCUCCUACGCGACCGUUUGGGCCUGCAUGGCGCGGAUGCCAAUGGAUCCAACACGAACCAAUCGAACUCCUGGCAGAAGGCGAAGAGAGCGCAUGACGCAGACGAGCACCUGGCGGCGGAUAUCAAAGACACCAACAAGAUGCCCAACCCAGAAGGCGAGCACUCAGACCUCGAAAACCGCACCGGCUUCGGGGACCUGGGGAAGACUUUGCAGUUCAUGUACUUGAAGAUUGCCGAGCUUGAAACCGCGAUCGAGCUGCAGGGCAUCGAGUUUCGCACGGCCCACAUCGACGCGCAAAAAGAGAUCCACACGCUGAAGGGCCGCUUGGACCAGAAGGAGGCAGUUUUGCAGCAGCUCAAGACCCAGCUGAAGCGCCACGCCACGCUGGCGCAGCAUGGGCAUGAGGAGCUGGAGCUGGAGGAGCCCAAGAUGGAGCACAAGCACCUGGAGGCAUUUGCCGCCAAGGCCAAGGAGAUGCACCAGGAACAUCUGCAAAAGAUGGAGGCAACGGCGCCGGAGCUGCUGAAGGACAUCAUGCUGAAACUCCAUCGCCAGCAUCGCAAGGACUGGACGGUUCAGAAGCAAGUGCCGAAAGGACCGAAGGAACGCCUGGUCGAAAGCCUGGUCAUCCACAAUGUGGGGAAUGCCGCCGACAGGGGGCAGACCAUUGUGGACAACGCCGACGUGGCAUUCGUCGCCAACACAGCCAUCACCACGGCGAACUCGGCCAUCGCCACGGCGGAGCAGGCGGUGGCCAACUUGCAGCGCGUUCUUAGCGGGUCAUGUCCGCAUUUCGAUUUCCCAACUUUGGACGUGUCCGAUACGUCCAUCAGCAUCAACUUCGGAAGGCAGAUGUGCCAGAUCGAGGUGCUGGAUGAGAGCCUCAGGAUUUUCGAUUUCAACUUCGGCUCGGUGACUGUGGAUUAUCCGGCCCCCAUCGCUGCCAUGAUAUCCAUGGGCCGGAACCUGGUGAACUGCAUGACCGGUGAAGGCUUCGACAUCUUCAAGUGCGUGGCGAAAACCAUCGGGGAGACCCUCCUUCAGGUGGUUCCGCCUUUCAGCAUGCUCACGAAUCUCCCAUCGAUGAUGCUCUCGGAGUUCCUGGGCUUCUUUGCACAGCUGGCCUCCGCGGCCAUCACGCAGGCCAUCGGGGAGACCACCUCCCUGGUGCAGGAAGCUGCAAGCCUCUCGCAGUUCCCUGCCAAAGGCGAUGCCCCGAAGCUGGUGAGCCGCCGCGGCGGCCUGGCGGCGCAUGUGCACCGCAGGGAGACUUCACGCAAGGUGAUCCACAACCAGCGCACCUCCCUUGCGCAGACAAAGGCCAAGCGCAGAGCGGCAAAGGAAGAGCCAGAAGAAGGGCUGGGCGAGGGCGCCAUUGCCUUUGGCACCACGGAGGCGACGCCUUAUGCCUCGCAGCUCCUCACGCAGUUCGCUGGCGACGAGUUUGACUCGGGCUCCUGCCUGGCCUUCGCGCCGGCGCAUCGCAGCGGCUCCUACGGCAGAGUCACCAAACGGGAUUGGCAGGUACCCAGCCCCGACCACCCGGACUUUGUGAAGCUGGAGCCUUGGGGUGUGCCCUGUGAUAACCAAUGGGCCAAGGACAACCCCUUCAAGUGGGAGGGCUACUCCUUCUACGUCCACGAGUCCGUCAUCGAGAAGUGCGUGGCUGUCUCAUACAGCAUGUCCGCCCAGCCUGUCUUGGCCUUUGUGGGGGGCCUGGAGUUCGAUCUCAUGCCGGCACCUUUGAUGGAGGUGACCACCGAGGUCUGUUGGCCGGACAAGGUGGACCAACCGGACCUCAGCCUCCUCAUCACCACCAUGAGCACGAUGGGGAUCACCCUGUUCAAGCACAGCAUUCGGCUGCACAAGCGCUUUGGUCCCAACACCGACUUCAAAGCUGGCCGCAUCAAGGAUGCCAUCGAGACUGCGAAGAGCGCAUUUGGCAAGGGUGACGACAACGACGACGGGGAGGCCUUCCAGCCUAUGGACCGCGAGGCUUUGGCCCAGCAGAACGCCAGCCGGGCGCGGCCCGCGGCCGGCGCUUCGAGCGCUUCGAGCGCUUCGCCACAGACCGAAGGCAGCGAAGGCACCGAAGGCACUGAAGGCGGCGAGCCCAGCUUUCAUCCGGAGACAGAGGAGCUCUAUUUGGCCUCGGCCCGGUAUGACGAGACCGGGGUGCAUAUCACCUCGAACCUCACGGGCCACGAGGCGGCCAAAGCCGCGCGCGCCGCACUGGGGGCCCUGGGGGCCUUGCAGACUGAGGCAGAGGCCAAGGAUGAGGACGGUUUAGGCAACCACGAGCUCUUCGAGCUGGGCAGUCCUUCCGGGGCCUUGGUGGGCUUCAGCGUCAAAGGCCUGCUGUCGGCGGGGGUUACGCAGCUGCAGGUCCAGAUGAAGUUCGGACCCCUGGAGUCCCCCACGAAGACCAUCGACCUGGUGAAUCUCGUGGAUCAGCUUCGGGUCAUCCUCAGCGCCAUCCCCUAUGUGUCCCAGGCAUCCAAGCAGAAGGCCAUAGAUGCGCUGUCCGACACUCACUUGGAGGCCCAAAUCCCCGUCUCCGACUUCUCGGAGGUUUUGAACAGGGCCAGCGGCUGGAACGAUCAUGACGACCCGCACUCCGGCGCUGUGGUGCGAAAGCAGAACGGCAUGUGCUCAGUCCAAGCGCUUUUGCAGAAGACACCUAACGCCAAGUGGGGCCUUCUGGCGACGCUGCCGGAGGAGUGCCGCCCGGACCAGGAUUUGCUCUUCAGCGUCAACAACAAUGACAACCCGGCAAGGGUGGACGUGAGCCCAGAUGGACGGAUCACGUGGCACUCAGGCGGCUCCGGCUGGAACUUUAUCAGUCUGAGCAACAUCGUGUUCGCGCCCAGCUCGGGCGGAUGGCCCUUGAAGUUGGAAAAUGGUUGGGUCGAUUUUGGGUGCCUCGGAAAGGAACGGGAGCAGCGCGUCUCUCUCUCUCCCUCCCCUUCUUCUCCCUGUCUCCCCUCUCCCUCUAGGGGGGGAGAGUGA